Messenger RNA from Mercenaria mercenaria, 1095 nucleotides. RefSeq names its product DNA (cytosine-5)-methyltransferase 3B-like. Bases 240 to 743 code for a protein of 167 amino acids. The transcript is spliced from 5 exons. Lineage: Eukaryota; Metazoa; Mollusca; Bivalvia; Venerida; Veneridae. The record is from RefSeq and is a predicted model, not a curated record.
CCCAGCAUCAAGUAAAUACAGUUAGUUUUCUAUUUUACUUUCAGCUUGAGACGUUAUGUCCUAUAGACCUUGUACUUGGAGGACCGCCAUGCAAUGAUUUAUCUAUCGUAAAUCCAGCCAGGAAAGGAUUCAAUGGGACAGGAAUACUGGUGCUGAAGUUUCUGUCCAUACUGAAGGACAUUGAGGCCCUGUGUAGAGGAAAAAGUCAUGUAUUUUGGUUGUUGGAGAAUACAGGCUCAAUGCUUACUGAGUACAAAGAGGUCAUUUGUAAAAUGCUUGGGAUGGAACCAGCUGUGUGGGAUGCUAAACACUUUACUGGACAGAAACGAGCGAGAAAUUUCUGGGGCAAUAUCCCAGGAAUGUACAGUACAGCCCAGUAUUGUAGACAUCUUGACAGGGAUAAGAAAGAUCUUGACUCGGCCCUCAUAUCCAACUGUAAUAGAAAAGCUCGGGUGUCUCACAGUCGCACUAUCACAACAUCACGAAACUCGCUGACCGUUACAAAUGGCUUUAAUGAUGCACUGGUUUGUAUGAAUGGAGAAGAGGACCACAUCUGGGUGCAAGAAGUAGAGAGGUUGUUUGGAUUUCCUACACAUUAUACAGAUGUUGGUUACCUGACACAUGAGCGUAGAAGGAAACUUCUUGGAAAAUCCUGGAGUGUACCAGUUAUCAAACACCUUCUUUCACCUUUAAAACAGUAUUUCAAAGUCAAGGACAAAAAGGAAGAUGUGCGGAAUCCAUGAUUAAACAGCUAAAAGAAUGUAGACUUGUUUAUAAGCCAAACCGGACUGAAUUACAUGCUGGUGUUUUGGCGUUGAUGCCAUUUUCUUGUUGAAAUGACUAAAUUGUAUGUUGCUGUUUUGAUGUUAAUGUCACUUUGUUUUUCAAACUAAGAAUGAUGCGAAAGCUUAAUAAUCGUUAUUGUCAUGUUCCCUGAAAUAAUUUUCCACAGUGCAUUAAUCUGAAUUCCAUCCAUCCUUUUUCUAGUGUAACUGUGAAUUACCAAUGAUUUCAUCAUAUGUGGCAUUUAUAAUUAGCACAAAUGCCCAAAAAUAAUUGCACAUGGUUUUCUAGAUGUAUUGGUUUUCUGCUUUC